Ornithodoros turicata is the source of this 2663-nucleotide messenger RNA. Its product is annotated as histone-lysine N-methyltransferase 2B-like. The record is from RefSeq and is a predicted model, not a curated record. The transcript has 5 exons. NCBI's taxonomy places the organism in Eukaryota, Metazoa, Arthropoda, Arachnida, Ixodida, Argasidae. Bases 177 to 2528 code for a protein of 783 amino acids.
UCCAGCUGAGGAAGAAGAACAAGGAGUGCCGCGAUGGUCGACACCUGAUGCAUGUUCAAAAAAUUCGUGGCUUCCAAAUUCUUGUAUCAUCUCCGCUGUCAGAAGGGCUUCAAGGCAGUUCCCCUGGACUCUGCAGUUGAGGUCCUUCUGCACGUUGUCCACAUUCAUCGACAAUCAUGAUUGCGUGCUUUGCGAAGAAGGACAAGAAAGCUGAUAAAAAAGGCAAGAAGGAUGAUAAGAAAGGAAAGAAAAGCAAAGGCAAAGGUGACAAGGGAGCAAAGCCCCAAAAAGGAGGAAAGAUGGGCAAGCCAGGAGGAAAGCCAUCGAGACCUCCGCCGAAAGCGCCACCCGGCUUGCAACCAGACGCCGAGCCCGAGCCCGAGCCCGAGCCCGAGCCCGAAUUACCACCCCUUCUAGAGGAUGUGGAACCCAUACCCAGUAAAUCAUCUCCAAAGGAUGACAAGGAAGCUGAACCAACGGAAAAAGCUCCUGAAGCUGCACCGAAACCAAAGGAGGCAUCACCACAACCAACCACAGACAAGGCUCCUUCUGCCGCAAAACCUACAGGCAAAAAAGUAUCUAGUUCGUCGUCCUUCUCCUCCUCUUCGUCAUCUUCGUUGCCAGAGCUGGUGUCCACAAUCACCGUCAGAUCUUCGUCGUCGCUUCCUGUCAAGAGGAAAGGUGACAAAUUCUACAAGAUCGACAUAGAAAGUACGACCUGUCGUUGUCCAUACUAUGAGUUUGAUUCGUCGCGUCAGCAGAGCACAAUUCCGGAAGAACAGUAUGUUCUCCGUUCCACGGCGAGUACAGCCGAGGGGAAAUACAGCCUAGAGGUUGUGUCCAAGGAACGGCUUCCACAGCCUAGCUAUAGAUACAACGUUGGACAGCCUCAACUGCAAGGCGUACCGUCCUGCCCAUACGAGUUCCAGCACCAACAGGCGCUCUCGCUGGGUGGGCCACUAGUAGGUGAAGCUCAGUACACUCAGCAGUACUUCCAACCGUCGUGCCCACAACUCUUGCAACAACAAUCGUUAUAUCCUCGGGCGACUUAUUCACCGCCGCCUUAUACACAGGUAGGUGACCAAAGGCAUGCAACCUACUUGCAGACAUUGACGCAGGAGUGCUGCGACCCAAAUUGCGCACCACAGAUGUCUCUCAGUCAGCAAUUGAUGUAUCCCCUCCAAGAACUUGCUCCCAGACGACAGCCCUCUGUUCCCGUAACAUCCUCAAAAUCGAAGAAUUUUACCUUCUAUUGCGUGUGUACGCCCAACUCUAAAACAAACCAGAGUCACUCGUCACCGAGGGCAUCUAAAAGUAAAGACGUGCGAGACCUUGUUGAGGCAGGUUUCGAAUGCGUCAUGUGUAGAAAGCGCAAUGUCUAUCUGGUGUGUAAGAUAUGUUUUAAGAAAAAUAAGAUUCGAUAUUGUCUUGAGUGCAAAGUAGAGGACAAGCCGAAAAAAGAGCCGAAACGAAAGGAAACUCACCGCACUACUUCCCGAUAUUUGGUGCAGACUAUUGAACGAGGUGGCAGAAGAGGCACACAGCAAUCGAUCGUGCUGUCGACUGAACAAGUACAGGAACCUUACAAGAGGCCUCAAGUUUUGCAAGCGCAACAGUUGCAGCCACCACUAAUGCAACCUCAGGUUGUACAGUCUCAACAUAUGCACCUCCCGAUCCAGCAGUCCCCAGUCCUGCAGUCCCAGUGUGCACAAACUCAGAUGAUACAGCCUCAGCCGCACCAAGUUCAGACAGCACAACGCCAGUCCAUGCAGCAACUGCACUCUUUGUGCUUGACGCAAGCGAAGUCGCAGCUUUUACAGCCCCAGCAAGGACAAUACACAAACAAUCAAAGCAUGGCUUCAGCUUGCCCGCUGCUCCAGCAACAAGUAAACGCUGCAACACCCGUCCAAGUUCCUCAAGGCGGGCAGGCAGUGCUCAACAUAUGCUGCCGGAGUCGUACGCAACUAAAUCAGAGUCCGACAACUGUUCCAAUUCAAUAUCAAACUGCUGGUUGUGUACCUUCUCCACCGCCGCCUCAGUAUCAGACAACCUUCCAGACUGCAGCCGAGCAGGGGAUCCCGACCAUAUGUCCCCCAGGAUGCCCUAUACCAGGAGCAAUGACAUAUCAAGGACAGACUGGUACAGUGUCCUCUGUCCUAUCUCGAACAGCGUACCGAGCUCAGUCCCCCAUAGUGGUCGAGGAACCGCCUCCGUAUCGGCGAAGUCCCGUCGUGUCGGCGCAGAUCAUCGAGAGAAGAGCAAGUGGCAAGUCUCGUGCAAGUGCUCAGCCAUCAACAUCAGGGGUUCUUCUCGGCAUCGAGAUGAAAAAAGGGAAAACGGGGCGGACAAAGUCUGAGGUAGAGACUCGCUGGAUCACGAAACUACAGACGAGUUCAGACAGCGACUUUUCAAUUGCUCACGCUUCGUCAAAGCGAAAGUCCAAGGACAGGAAUUGCAAAAACGGCCAGCGACGCACGUCUGUGUGCAAGUGUGGACAUGACAACAAGUCUUGCAAAUCCAAACGUUAGCCUUUACCUAAGAAGCAAGUGUCGACCGUGCAAUCUGGUACCUAACUUUACGUAUAUUAGCUAACUAUACGUAUACUGGAAGAAAAGGAUCAGACUAAUAGUUCAAGUAAUUUACUAAUAAACGGAGCAACGUUC